This is a messenger RNA of Scleropages formosus (Asian bonytongue), 3053 nucleotides long. It is a transcript of the gene abcd3a, whose product is annotated as ATP-binding cassette, sub-family D (ALD), member 3a. The transcript is spliced from 23 exons. Lineage: Eukaryota; Metazoa; Chordata; Actinopteri; Osteoglossiformes; Osteoglossidae. Gene Ontology annotation, biological process: very long-chain fatty acid catabolic process; peroxisome organization; long-chain fatty acid import into peroxisome. Gene Ontology annotation, cellular component: peroxisome; peroxisomal membrane. Gene Ontology annotation, molecular function: ABC-type transporter activity; ATP hydrolysis activity; long-chain fatty acid transmembrane transporter activity. The record is from RefSeq and is a predicted model, not a curated record. The coding region runs from base 69 to 2045 and encodes 658 amino acids.
CCAGCAUGCAUUGCUGCAUACUCUUCGCCGCUCUCUGACCGGCCUUGUGGACCGCACUCUGAGGAAAGAUGGCGGCCCUCAGUAAAUUUGUAACAGCGAAGAACUCGUCCAUAGUCAGUGGCGUCCUCCUCGCUCUCUUCCUCCUCAAGCAGAGACAGAAAGUUGCGAAGCCCAACGGUAAGAAGCCCUCCUCAGAAAUACAGCUGAACAAUGAUAAAGAAGCAAAGAAAGAUCGGGCUGCAGUGGACAAAGUUUUCUUUGCACGCCUUUGCCAGAUCUUAAAGAUAAUGGUGCCCAGGAUGUUCUGCAAAGAGUCGGGAUACCUGGUCCUCAUUGCAGUGAUGCUGGUUGCUCGGACUUACUGUGAUGUGUGGAUGAUCCAGAAUGGAACAAUGAUUGAAAGUGCAAUUAUCGGUCGAUCAACAAAGGAUUUCAAGAAGUACUUAAUGAACUUUAUUACAGCCAUGCCACUUAUCGCCUUGGUUAACAACUUCUUGAAGCUGGGAUUGAAUGAGCUCAAGCUGCGGUUUCGUGUGAGGUUGACAAGGCAUUUGUACGAUGCAUACUUGAAAGGUUACACAUACUACAAAAUGGGUAACCUGGACAACCGUAUUGCCAAUGCUGACCAACUACUGACUCAGGAUGUAGAGAAAUUCUGUAACAGCGUGGUGGACCUGUACUCCAACUUGAGCAAGCCUCUUCUUGACAUAGCUCUGUACAUCUUCAAGCUAACAAGUGCAAUUGGAGCACAGGGGCCUGCUUGCAUGAUGGCCUACCUGCUCAUCUCAGGACUCUUCCUCACAAGGUUGCGGAGACCCAUUGGUAAAAUGACAGUGAUGGAGCAGAGGUAUGAGGGGGAAUACAGAUAUGUCAACUCCCGCCUCAUUACCAACAGUGAGGAGAUUGCCUUCUAUAAUGGGAACAUAAGAGAGAAACAUACGAUUUACUCUACGUUCCAGAAACUUGUUGACCACUUGCAUAACUUCAUCUUCUUCCGUUUCUCUAUGGGAUUCAUAGACAGCAUCAUUGCUAAGUACUUUGCCACUGUGGUAGGAUAUCUGGUGGUAAGCCGGCCAUUUCUGGAUCUGUCACACCUUCGCCACAAGCAGAGUACACAUGCAGAACUUUUGGAGGACUAUUACCAGAGUGGCCGCAUGCUACUGCGCAUGUCUCAGGCUUUGGGCAGGAUAGUGCUUGCCGGCCGGGAGAUGUCCAGACUCUCAGGAUUCACAGCUCGUAUCACAGAGCUCAUGAAGGUCCUCAAAGAGCUCAAUGCCGGCAAAUACGAGCGAACCAUGGUCUCCCAGGAUAAAGAAAAUGAAGUCUUGGAAAAACUUUCCCUUGUUCCUGGGAAUGGGGUGAUUAUCAACACAGACAAUAUCAUCAAAUUUGACCAUACACCCUUGGCGACUCCCAACGGAGAUAUCCUGAUUAGAGACUUGUCCUUUGAGGUGAAGUCUGGGACUAAUGUUUUGGUCUGUGGUCCUAAUGGUUGUGGAAAGAGCUCACUCUUUAGAGUCCUUGGGGAACUUUGGCCCCUUUUUGGUGGGCGUCUCACCAAACCUGAAAGGGGAAAGUUGUUCUACGUUCCUCAGAGGCCAUAUAUGACACUGGGAACCCUGAGGGAUCAGGUGAUCUACCCAGACACCUAUGAAGAUCAGAAAAAGAAAGGGAUCUCUGACAAGGUGCUGAAGGAGUACCUGGACAAUGUCCAACUGGGGCACAUUCUCGAGAGGGAGGGUACCUGGGACACUGUACAGGAUUGGAUGGAUGUCCUGAGCGGAGGGGAGAAGCAGAGGAUGGCGAUGGCAAGACUGUUCUACCACAAGCCUCAGUUUGCUAUCCUGGAUGAGUGCACCAGUGCAGUGAGCGUUGAUGUAGAGGACUACAUCUACAGCCACUGCAGAAAGGUUGGGAUCACUUUGUUCACAGUUUCCCACAGGAAGUCUCUGUGGAAACACCAUGAGUAUUACCUUCACAUGGAUGGGAGGGGAAACUACGAGUUCAAGGCCAUCACCGCUGAAACUGUGGAGUUUGGGUCAUAAGUAGCAGGCGACUGCACUCUUCCACAUCAGGCAGGAGUGAUAAGCACUAAACCAAGUCUUUGAAUCACGUGUAGAGGAUUCAGUUCUUUAAUUAAAUAAACCUUAGUUCUGCUGACACUAUUUAACGUUCUGACGUUUUAAUAAUUAUUUCUGUAAAUGUGUAAUUUAGAAUUUUAAUGUCCUCUCAAACACUGGACUGCCUUCAUGGAGAUUAGUGAAUAGGCUAAUCUCAAAUGUUUCCCCUCAUGUUUCUAAUGACUGAAUUGUUGUAGUAAUUAACAGUUAGGAAUGAAUCAGCUGUGGGAUUCAGUCCAAGAAGUGUAGAAAUGAGUUUUCUGGUUAAGAUCGGGAACAGGUAACCUGGGUCCAUGAGCCCUGAAAGCACUUGUGACUCUUCAUCCAACCAAAGUGUUUAAUACAUCAUGGCAUUGAUUGCUGUGGUAUGUGAAUGCACAUGACCAUGGUAUCCAAGGCAUUCAGUGACUGAAAUGUGUUUUCUGUGUCAUAGACAUUGAUCAGACUUGGUACCCAGGGACUCAGUGUGUACUGACCUUGUUCAUUUGUAUGGGCUUUGAUGGCACGUGAAACAAAAAGCUUUUUUUUUUUUUUUUUUUUUUUUAAAAUUUAAAAAAGUUGGACAUAGGGUUAUUUGACCUCUAUAUUGUAAACUGUUGGUUCUGCCGAGGCCUUCCUUACACUAGGCCAGGAUGGAGAAACGCACAAAGCACCAGAGGUUAGGAAACAUCGAUUUGUGCAGUUCGGCUUCUAAAGUCCAAGGAGAUGUGUGGAUUUGCAGAACCACAGCCUUCUUUUUCUUAAGUAUUAAAAACACUUGACUUCCUCAGUUUUCAAAUUUAUAGAAUUAAUGUAUUGUUUCAACUGUAAAAAGAGAACCUUUGUAAAACUUGAUUUUAUACCAGUCUAUGGUAACAUAGGAUUGUACUCAUAAAGCACGUGCAUGAAUCUAGGAUAUGCUAAAUUGUACAUUUUCAUUAAACAGAAGUAACC